Messenger RNA from Balaenoptera acutorostrata (minke whale), 4272 nucleotides. It is a transcript of the gene CCKAR, whose product is annotated as cholecystokinin A receptor. Gene Ontology annotation, biological process: neuropeptide signaling pathway. Gene Ontology annotation, molecular function: cholecystokinin receptor activity; neuropeptide receptor activity. The transcript has 5 exons. The coding region runs from base 173 to 1456 and encodes 427 amino acids. Gene Ontology annotation, cellular component: membrane. Lineage: Eukaryota; Metazoa; Chordata; Mammalia; Artiodactyla; Balaenopteridae. The record is from RefSeq and is a predicted model, not a curated record.
UCGCCUUUAAGAAUGGCUUCAGAAGCCCACACCUGGCAAUCACUCCCCCAACCGCCCUGCCCCUCCACGGCAGGUUGCAUUUGGGAAACUCUCCAGUCGGUCAUUAGAGGAAUGAGCCGAGAGUGAGCCGUUCAUCAGCUCGCCAGCGCUUGGUGGAAAGCAGCAAGCAAGGAUGGAUGUGGACAGCCUUCUCUUGAAUGGAAGCAACAUGACGGCUCCCUGCGAACUGGGGAUCGAAAACGAGACGCUUUUCUGCUUGGAUCAGCCCCAUGCUUCCAAAGAGUGGCAGCCAGCCGUGCAGAUUCUCUUGUACUCCUUGAUAUUCCUGCUCAGUGUGCUGGGAAACACGCUGGUCAUUACGGUGCUGAUUCGGAACAAGAGGAUGAGAACGGUCACCAACAUCUUCCUGCUCUCCCUGGCUGUCAGUGACCUCAUGCUCUGCCUCUUCUGCAUGCCAUUCAACCUCAUCCCCAACCUGCUCAAGGAUUUCAUCUUUGGGAGCGCUGUCUGCAAGACCACCACCUAUUUCAUGGGCACCUCUGUGAGUGUCUCCACCUUUAAUCUGGUAGCCAUAUCGCUGGAGAGAUAUGGUGCAAUUUGCAAACCCUUACAGUCCCGCGUCUGGCAGACAAAAUCCCACGCUUUGAAGGUGAUUGCCGCUACCUGGUGCCUCUCCUUUACCAUCAUGACUCCGUACCCGAUUUAUAGCAACUUGGUGCCUUUUACCAAAAAUAACAAUCAGACCGCGAACAUGUGCCGCUUUCUACUGCCAAAUGAUGUCAUGCAGCAGUCCUGGCACACCUUCCUGUUACUCAUCCUCUUUCUUAUUCCUGGAAUUGUGAUGAUGGUGGCGUAUGGAUUAAUCUCUCUGGAACUUUACCAGGGAAUAAAGUUCGAUGCUAGUCAGAAGAAGUCUGCUAGAGAAAGGAAACCGCGCCCCGACAGCGGCGGCAGAUACGAGGACAGCGAUGGGUGCUACCUGCAGCGGCCCAAGCCCCCAGGGAGGCUGGAGCUGCAGCAGCUGUCCACCAGCAGCAGCGGCAGGCUCAGCCGCGUCCGGAGCAGCAGCCCCGCCGCCAGCCUGAUGGCCAAGAAGCGGGUGAUCCGCAUGCUCAUGGUCAUCGUGGUUCUCUUCUUCCUCUGCUGGAUGCCCAUCUUCAGCGCCAACGCCUGGCGGGCCUUUGACACCGCCUCUGCCGAGCGCCGCCUCUCCGGGACCCCCAUCUCCUUCAUUCUCCUGCUCUCCUACACCUCCUCCUGCGUCAACCCCAUCAUCUACUGCUUCAUGAACCAGCGGUUCCGCCUCGGCUUCAUGGCCACGUUCCCCUGCUGCCCCAACUCUGGGCCCCCAGGAGCGAGAGGGGAGGCGGGGGAGGAGGUGGAGAGCAGGACCACCCGGGCCUCUCUGUCCAGGUGCUCGUACAGCCACGCGAGCGCCUCCGCCCCGCCCCCGUGAGCUGUGCCCUGGCCGCCAGCGCCAAAGCAUGGAGCGGGGACCGAGGGGGGCAGCAGAGAAGGAGGAAAAGAAGAAAGCAGGAGGAAGAAGAGGCAGGAAGUGAAGGAGAAGGAAGGCGCCAUCCCCAGUGGGAACUAUUCCUUGUCUGCUUGGCAUCCUUCAUCCGGGUGCCAGGGGAACACUACUAGGGCGGGGCCGGGACUGGGUUUCCGGGCAGCUCCAGGCAGGCAGUUUCCAUACCAGUCACCAUUAGAAAAACCUCAGCAGGCCAGUCACAGGAGUCCAACAGGACUCCUCCUGCACAUGCAAUUGCCAAGCACGUGUUCAAACUGGGACGUGGACCCUACUGAGCUUUAGAAGUGGGGCUUUAAGUGGGCUCUCACUCCCCAUAGGGACACCCUUCUGUGCACUGCUGCUUCUGCUGAUGCAAAAUUUGGGGGGCUACUUUGCCCCUAGGGAGUCCAUCACUCUUUCACGUAUAUUCUAUAGCCACCCACCUCAUCAUGACCACAAAUGGGAACACAAAGCAAAUCCUCUUCCGGCCAUUUUCUGUAGUAAAAGAACAGCCUGACUUGUUCUCCUUGAGGUGGGUCAGGGGCAUUCAGAGACAUAAGUUUAUGUCGUCAUCAGAACAGCAUAUGGAAAGUUGUCUAAACGAUGGAAUUUGGAACUUACAUUUCUGAAAAGAAAAGAGUAUGUGGCAAGUAGCUGGAUGGAAUGCUGUCUUAGCAUAGGGAAUGUUAAAUGCCAGAGGGGGCAGAGAAAUAUUUUUCUACUUUAAUAAUAUAUAUUGCUUAACUCCACCUUUAUAUAGUGAUACGAAACCCCGUGGCUUCUUUGCCUCAUCUUAAUUUCUCAUACUCAUCCUCUUUUCUGGAAAGACCUCCAGGUACAAAGGAGAGCUGUAACCUAUGUGCACCUGGCCAAGCUGGAAACAGGUGGAGCCAGGCCCAGAAUAAAAACUGGCAUACUUGGACUCAAUUAACGAGUAGUUUUUGAAAGUCAAAGGCUGUAUAUGCCUUUAAAUACAAUCUAUGUGUUUGUUAAUGUUCAUAGUAAUUUUAUGUGUAUGUGGAAUAUGAACAGAGAAGUAUGUUCUUUACAUAUAGAUAUACUCUUCGGUGUGUUUAAAAAAAGAAUAGUGGAUGGAGGUUGGAAUUCAGAAAGUGUUAUCAUUCUACAUUCCUCUACAACGGUUGGAGUUUCAUGAACUUCUUUUCCUUGCAAAAUUGGUGUUGAAAGCUCUCUCUUCCAAUGUAGAAUCUCAACUUAAAAUAAGACAUGAGCUGUACAUUUAGAUACAAGGAAGUGCAUUUCUAGAACAGAAUGUGUCAAUCCAGUCUACCAGCCCUCCUCCCUCCCUCCCCACCACUUUCUUUCAUAGUUUUCAUGCCUCCAAGCAUCUGAGAGGUGAGCUUUUCUUUUUCCUGUUUUCUUGGGUACAUGACCACCCAUGGAUCCAUGCCUGACAGACACUCUUUGUGGUGCACAAGGGCUAAUGAUUUCAAUUAUCAAAAAAAAAUCAAUAUGGAAAAGGGAGGGGCAGAGAGUGGCAGGAAGUGAUCAUGAAUAGGGGAAGGGACGUUGUAUAAUUUAACAAGAUGUGAGUGUUGACAUUUGUUGUUUUUUUGCGGGUUGGGGGGAUAAAGUGUUAACAGAGAAGAAAUUAUUGAGGAUGUGAACAUAUGUUAUAGGUUACUUUUCAAGCCAGAUGUUAGUUUUUCUAUUCCUCAGACUACAAUCUUAUUUAAAUAAUUCUAACCAGUCAUCUCUGUCAAAAAUUUCAAGGUAAAAAUUCAUCUGACUAAAAUGUGCACUGCUAAAAUAGUAAUGAUAAAAGGUGUAAGAAAUGAAGAUGUCUCCAAUAUUUGAGUAAAUCCUACAAAACCUACCAUUUUCCUGCCAGAAGAAUAAGCCUUCCCCUCUGACAGUGUUAGCAUAUAAAUGAAGCUAAAUUAGCCUCUUUGCUCCCCACACCUUAUUGGAAACCUUUGGAAAUUCCAAAGGUAUGUUAACCUAAAAAUAAGGUUGCCAGAUCUAGCAAAUAAAAUACAGGAUGUCCGGUUAAAUUUUAAUUUCAAAUAAACAAUUAAUAAUUUUUUUCAGUAUGAGUAUGUCCCAUGCACCAAAAUAUAUCUUAUAGUUUAUCUGGCAACCCUACUUUAAAAUAACUUUAAAAGCAUGUAAGAAUAUAAACAAGUUUUCCCCAAUAUAAUAUAGAGCAAUAAAAUGCCUCUGUUCACUAAAUUUAUUAGAAAGUCUUUCACAUAAUGGAAGCUUUUUCUAAAAAGAAGAAAAAUGCUAUUAACUUUCAGAAUCUGUGCCUGACCUUUGGAAAUGGUACUAUCAAUAGGCUGAUUUUACUUUAAAGAAAAAAAUGUUUUUAACAUAAAGCUAUUCUAGUACUUUGUUGAGUCAAUUGCCUUUAUUUCAUGGUAAACUGAAUUCUUAAAUUUGAAAUAAAAUGACCAAUAGAGUUAAGAAAAUAGAUUCACCAAGUUUCUGGUAUUUUCUAGUGUCUUCUGGUAGCUUCCAUUCAUCACCAGAGUGGUAAGUUUGAACCUGAACACUGAAAUGUAUCUUUGAUUUUUACUUAGCCCAUGUGUCCCAAUGGCUUCUCAUGCCCUAGUUACUUCGGUAAACUCUCAUGAUAACUUGCAGUGGUGAAUAAGAAAUGCAUGUGUCUAGAUGUUAGUUAUACAUGUUCGUGUGUGUAUCUUCUCCAUUCAUGUAAAAUGUAAUCAUGAGGUGAGCGACAGUAGCUGUUGAAUCUCCACUGUAUUUCCUUCCAGUGCUUUGCCCGGUACUCUGUACAC